Messenger RNA from Aspergillus steynii IBT 23096, 1776 nucleotides. Its product is annotated as S-adenosyl-L-methionine-dependent methyltransferase. The coding region runs from base 63 to 1595 and encodes 510 amino acids. Gene Ontology annotation, biological process: cellular response to biotic stimulus. The transcript is spliced from 4 exons. The record is from RefSeq and is a predicted model, not a curated record. Lineage: Eukaryota; Fungi; Ascomycota; Eurotiomycetes; Eurotiales; Aspergillaceae.
GUCCUUUCCACUCGUCCUGACAACGAAAAGACCCUCGACGACUCGACGAGGAUCAAUUGACCAUGAGUGCGAAGGCUAAAGAUGUCGAGCUCUCGGGCGACAUCGACUUCAUCCAGACCCCUGCUGCGAAACCCUCGGAAUUUGCUACCGGCGAGGACUGCGGAAUUCCCACGACCAAUUCUGCAGCCAUUAACAACCCCCCAUUGGCCGCCGAUGGUCCCGGAAACGAAAGCUUCUCAAACCUUCUGUUAGGUGUUGCGAUCACCGGUGUCCCGGCCGUGCUCACCUUCCUGGUGGGUGGCGGUUUCAAAACCUUCAUCUUCUUUGCCCUCCUCUCCGUUCUCCCCGUCCUGGUCGUGUUCUGGACCUGGGCUUCCAGCUGCAGCCCCCGUACCAACGAGAAAGUCAAACUGCCGGGCCGCCCCAUUGAGCACUAUGUGACCUUCAAGCGCGACGAGGACCGUGCCAAGUGGCACGGAAAGAACAAGAUCCCCAUGCAGACCUUCUCGGAGAUGUACCUGGACGGCUUGGUGGACUUCAACGGUGACAUCCUCGAUGUGCUCGAGUACCGUCACGACUGGGCCAGCUUCGCCUUCACCUGGGACCUGUUCAAGUUCAUCGUCGGUACCUUCUUCGUCGACGUGCUCUUCCACACCAAGGCCCAAGACGAGGAGCAGAUCCGUCCUAACUACGACAGCGGCAACGACCACUACGCUUGGUUCCUCGGCCCUCGCAUGAUCUACACCUCGGGCAUCAUCUCGGACACGGAGCAGGAGGAGACCCUGGAGGAAAUGCAGGAUAACAAGAUGGCUGUCGUCUGCGAGAAGAUCGGUCUCAAGGACGGCGAGACGAUGCUGGAUAUCGGCUGUGGCUGGGGCACCCUGGCCAAGUUCGCCAGUCUGAACUAUGGCGCCAAGGUGACCGGAGUGACCAUCGCGGAGAACCAGACCGCCUGGGGCAACGACGCUCUGAAGCAGGCUGGCAUCCCUGAGCAGCAGAGCCGGAUCAUGUGCAUGGACUACCGCGACAUUGUCCGCACCAAGUAUGACAAGAUCACGCAGCUGGAAAUGGGUGAGCACGUCGGUAUCCGCAAGCUCACCGGGUUCUUCCGCCAGUGCUAUGACAUGCUCAAUGACGACGGUGCCAUGUACGUUCAGCUCUCGGGUCUGCGUCAGGCGUGGCAGUACGAGGAUUUCAUCUGGGGUCUGUACCUGAACAAGUACAUCUUCCGUGGUGCGGACGCGUCGACUCCUCUGUGGUAUUACAUCAAGUGCUUGGAACAGGCCGGUUUUGAGGUCAAGGGAAUUGACACCGUUGGUGUUCACUACUCCGGAACCCUCUGGAGAUGGUACCGCAACUGGGUUGGAAACGUCGAAGCCAUCAAGGCCAAGUAUGGACCUAGAUGGUACAGAAUCUGGGAACUCUUCCUCGCCUGGUCCGUCAUCGCCUCUCGCCAGGGCUCUGCCACCUGCUACCAGAUGGUUGUCGUGAAGAACCUCAACUCGACCCACCGUAUCAACGGCCUUGCCAGCCAGUUCGGCUUGGCCGGAGCCCUCGAGGCCAGCCGCAAGGCCGGCAAGUCUCGGCUGCCUUAGAUGAGAACCCAAGCGAUGCGCAUGCGUCAUUUACUAGGGGACGAUUGGAGGUUGUUUGUACUAUAUAGUACUGUACAUCAUGUCGUUAUGGCUACUUUGAUGUUAAGAUAGAGUUCGGAAUGAAUGGCACGAGUGAUUACGACAUCAUGUCAUCGCUAGAAUAUGAUUAAGUGACAGAUUC